Molecule: messenger RNA, 528 nt
Organism: Cryptomeria japonica (Japanese cedar)
Lineage: Eukaryota; Viridiplantae; Streptophyta; Pinopsida; Cupressales; Cupressaceae
Product: chaperone protein dnaJ 20, chloroplastic-like
Exons: 1
Coding region: 1-528 (175 amino acids)
Cellular component (GO): chloroplast
Source: RefSeq, a predicted model, not a curated record
AUGGAGCGCACUGCAUCAAUUCGAGGUUUUCACAGUCCACAAUUUAUAACGGUUUGUUCUUCCACAGGACUACCGCGUCUAAAAGUUGGUUCAAGAGCAAGGCAAUGUGCCGUUGAAAGAGUUACAAGUAUUAGGGCGUCUCAAUCUAAACCUCCUACUUGUUCAUCAUUGUAUGAUGUUUUAAAUGUCCCUCACAAUGUGAGCGCGCGUGAUAUAAAGAGCGCAUAUCGUCGAAUGGCGCUUCAGUAUCAUCCAGACGUUUGCCCGCCUGCAGAGAAAGAAAAAUGCACCGCAUUAUUUCUCAAAGUUCAGGAAGCGUAUGAAACUCUAUCCAACCCUCUCCUCCGUCAUGAUUACGAUUGCAGACUGCAAAACAGAUUGGAAUUUAGCGACUGCGUGGGAGAAAAGAGUAGUAAGCAUUUGUGGGAAGUUCAGUUAAGGGAGAUGACUAGAAGAAGAUCAGGUCGUAAUUCGUCGUGGGGUAGCAGAAUGAGGAGACGGAAGGAAAAGUUCGCCGACCAUAGAUAA